Messenger RNA from Cooperia oncophora, 351 nucleotides. The record is from the annotation of a GenBank genome assembly. Lineage: Eukaryota; Metazoa; Nematoda; Chromadorea; Rhabditida; Trichostrongylidae.
AUGAGCAUCAAGUCUAUUGGGACUCACAUAGGAAUCUCUCCAGAUUCAGUCACCGCUUAUGCAAAGGAGAUAAGAAGAAGAAGAAAGAAGAAUCAUCUUCGCAUUCGAUUCCUGGACGAACGAGUGCCGCGUACUGCUGCGGAAGUUUGUGACCGAGGACCCGUUCAUAGCACUCGUUCAAGCCCUGGACAGCAGCCAACACAGUGCCACCUACAGAGCACGCUCUGCCCUCUACGAUAUUCGUCGCUAAAAGUGGUGGCACGGGAGCUCGUUGUAUGUAAUGCUUAUGACAUCAUGUCUCCAGCUAUGCUAAUUAACUCGGGAUCUGUCUCUUAUGUGUCACGAAUCUAG